GGAGCUGGGGGAGCCAUGAAGGGCUGGGCUUCUCCUCACACCAGCCAGACAGCCUACUCUCCACCCAAGGGAAGCGGCUGCCUCCGCCAGGCCGCUUCCAGGAAGCCCCGGGCCAGGCCCCAGCAUUGUUCGGGCCCCAAGGCCAGCACCCCAGGCAGCCAGACAACCAUGAAGUCCAGCGGCCCUGUGGAGAGGCUGCUCAGAGCCCUGGGGAGGAGGGACAGCAGCCGGGCCACCAGCAGGCCUAGGAAAGCUGAGCCACAUAGCUUCCGGGAAAAGGUCUUCCGGAAGAAACCACCAGUGUGUGCCGUGUGUAAGGCGGCCAUCGAUGGGACGGGCGUCUCAUGCAGAGUCUGCAAGGUGGCAACACACAGAAAAUGUGAAGCAAAGGUGACUUCGUCCUGUCAGGCUUUGCCUCCCGUGGAGCUGCGGAGAAACACCGCCCCUGUGAGGCGCAUAGAGCACUUGGGAUCCACCAAGUCUCUGAACCACUCAAAGCAGCGCAGCACUCUGCCCAGGAGCUUCAGCCUGGACCCGCUCAUGGAGCGCCGCUGGGACUUGGACCUCACCUACGUGACGGAGCGGAUCCUGGCCGCUUCUUUCCCCGCGCGGCCCGACGAGCAGCGACACCGGGGCCACCUGCGCGAGCUGGCUCACGUGCUGCAAUCCAAGCACCGUGACAAGUACCUGCUCUUCAACCUUUCAGAGAAAAGACAUGACCUGACCCGCCUAAACCCGAAGGUCCAGGACUUUGGCUGGCCUGAGCUGCACGCACCCCCCCUAGACAAGCUGUGCUCCAUUUGCAAAGCCAUGGAGACCUGGCUCAGCGCUGACCCGCAGCACGUGGUCGUAUUGUACUGCAAGGGGAGCAAGGGCAAGCUCGGUGUCAUCGUCUCUGCCUACAUGCACUACAGCAAGAUCUCUGCAGGGGCAGACCAGGCGCUGGCGACCCUUACCAUGCGGAAGUUUUGUGAAGACAAGGUUGCCGCAGAAUUGCAGCCCUCCCAGCGCCGGUACAUCACCUACUUCAGCGGUCUGCUGUCCGGGGCCAUCCGCAUGAACAGCAGCCCUCUCUUCCUGCACUAUGUGCUGGUGCCCGUGCUGCCAGCCUUUGAACCUGGUGCAGGUUUCCAGCCCUUCCUCAAGAUCUACCAAUCCAUGCAGCUUGUCUACACAUCAGGAGUCUACCUCCGGUGCAUCCAAGUGCCCCUGAUUCAGCUCUGCCCUCUCUUCCCCAGUCAUGUUGCAGGCCCUGGUCCCCAGCAGCUUUGUAUCAGCCUGGAGCCAGCCCUCCUCCUCAAAGGCGAUGUCAUGGUAACAUGCUAUCACAAGGGUAGCCGGGGGACUGACCGGACCCUCGUAUUCCGAGUCCAGUUCCACACAUGCACCAUCCAUGGAGCACGGCUCAUUUUCUCCAAGGACCAGUUGGAUGAGGCCUGGGCCGACGAGAGGUUCCCCUUCCAAGCCUCGGUGGAGUUCGUCUUCUCCUCCAGCCCAGAGAAGAUCAAAGGUAGCACCCCACGGAAUGAGCCCUCCGUCUCUGUCGACUACAACACUGCAGAGCCCGCAGUGCGCUGGGACUCCUACGAGAACUUCAACCUGCACCAUGAGGACAGUGCGGACGACUCUGUCACCCACACCCGGGGGCCCCUGGAUGGCAGUCCUUAUGCCCAGGUGCAGCGAGCCCCCCGCCAGACCCCACCGGCCCCGUCUCCGGAGCCACCCCCACCCCCGCUGCUUUCUGUCAGCAGCGACUCUGGCCAUUCCUCCACGCUGACCACGGAGCCGGCCGCCGAGUCCCCUGGCCGGCCACCUCCGACGGCUGCCGAGCGGCAGGAGCUCGAGCGCCUGCUGGGAGGCUGUGGAGUGGCCAGUGGGGGCAGGGGAGCUGGGCGCGAGACGGCCAUCCUUGAUGAUGAAGACCAGCCCGCUGCGGGCGGAGGCCCCCACCUCGGAAUAUAUUCGGGACACAGGCCUGGCCUCAGCCGCCACUGCUCCUGCCGCCAGGGCUAUCGGGAACCCUGCGGGGUCCCCAAUGGAGGCUACUACCGGCCAGAGGGGACCCUGGAGAGGCGGCGGCUGGCUUUCGGAGCCUAUGAGGGGGCCCCCCAGGGCUAUGCUGAGCCCUCCGUGGAGAAGAGGCGCCUCUGCCGCUCACUGUCCGAGGGGCCGUACCCCUACCCACCUGAGCUGGGGAAACCCACCAAUGGAGACUUUGGCUACCGCUCCCCAGGCUACCGGGAGGUGGUGAUCCUGGAAGACCCAGGGCUGCCUGCGCUGUGCUCGUGCCCCGCCUGUGAGGAGAAGCUAGCACUGCCCACGGCAGCCCUCUAUGGGCUGCGGCUGGAGAGGGAGGCUGGAGAGGGCUGGGCGAGUGAGGCUGGUAAGCCCCUCCUGCACCCGGUGCGACCCGGGCAUCCGCUGCCCCUGCUGGUGCCUGCCUGCGGGCACCACCAUACCCCGCUGCCUGACUACAGCUGCUUGAAGCCACCGAAGGCAGGCGAGGAAGGGCAUGAGGGCUGCUCCUAUGCCUUGUGCCCCGAGGGCAGGUAUGGGCACCCAGGGUACCCUGCCCUGGUAACGUACGGCUAUGGAGGCGCGGUUCCCAGUUGCUGCCCAGCAUACGGCCGGGUGCCGCACAGCUGUGGGUCUCCAGGUGAGGGCAGAGGGUAUCCCAGCCCUCGUCCCCACUCCCCCCGGGCUGGCUCCAUCUCCCCUGGCAGCCCGCCCUACCCCCAGUCCAGGAAGCUGAGCUACGAGAUCCCUGCAGAGGAAGGAGGGGACCGGUAUCCGCUGCCUGGGCACCUGGCCCCAGCAGGACCCUUGGCAUCUCCAGAGUCGCCGGAGCCUGUGUCCUGGAGGGAGGGUCCCAGCGGGCACAGCACCCUGCCCCGGUCCCCGCGAGAUGCCCAGUGCAGCACCACUUCCGAGCUGUCCGGUCCUUCCACACCGCUGCACACCAGCAGUCCCGUCCAGGGCAAGGAGAGCACCCGACGGCAGGACACCCGGUCCCCCACCUUGGCGCCCACUCAGAGACUGAGUCCCGCGGAGGCCUUGCCGCCUGUUUCCCAGGGAGGCGCUGAUAAGGCUCCAGAGCUGCCUGCGGGAAGUGGGCCUGAGCCUCCAGCCCCUGGCGCCUUCUCCCCAGCCUCCCCACCCAGCUCUCCCAACGACUGGCCUCAGGAGAGGAGCCCGGGGGGCCGCUUGGACAGCGCCAGUCCAAGGGGGCCUGUACCCAACACCCUGCCCGGCCUCCGUCACGCCCCCUGGCAGGGCCUGCGAGACCCCCCGGACAGCCCGGACGGGUCCCCCCUCACCCCUGUGCCUACUCAGAUGCCCUGGCUUGUGGCCAGCCCAGAACCCCCUCAGAGCUCGCCCACACCUGCCUUUCCUCUGGCUGCAUCUUACGACAUCAACGGCCCCCCCCAGCCCCCCCUUCCUGAGAAACGUCAUCUGCUGGGGCCUGGGCAGCAGCCGGGACCCUGGGGCCCGGAGCAGGCAUCACCACCAGCCAGAGGCACUAGUCACCAUGUCACUUUUGCACCUCUGCUCCCGGAUAAUGCCCCCCAACCCCCAGAGCCCCCGAUGCAAGAGAGCCAGAGCAAUGUCAAGUUUGUCCAGGACACAUCCAAGUUCUGGUACAAGCCACACCUGUCCCGUGACCAAGCCAUCACCCUGCUGAAGGACAAAGACCCUGGGGCCUUCCUGAUCAGGGACAGUCAUUCAUUCCAAGGAGCCUAUGGGCUGGCUCUCAAGGUGGCCACGCCCCCUCCCAGCGCCCAGUCCUGGAAAGGGGACCCCUCGGAACAGCUGGUCCGCCAUUUUCUCAUUGAGACUGGGCCCAAAGGGGUGAAGAUCAAGGGCUGUCCCAGCGAGCCCUACUUUGGCAGCCUGUCAGCCCUGGUCUCCCAGCACUCCAUCUCCCCACUGUCCCUGCCCUGCUGCCUGCGCAUUCCCAGCAAAGAUCCUCUGGAGGAGGUCCCAGAGGCCCCAGUGCCCAGCAACAUGAGCACAGCAGCAGACCUCCUGCGUCAAGGCGCCGCCUGCAGCGUGCUCUACCUGACCUCAGUGGAGACGGAGUCGCUGACGGGCCCCCAAGCAGUGGCACGGGCCAGCUCCGCAGCUCUGAGCUGCAGCCCCCGCCCCGCGCCAGCCGUCGUCCACUUCAAGGUCUCAGCCCAGGGCAUCACACUCACAGACAACCAAAGGAAGCUCUUCUUUCGCCGCCAUUAUCCAGUGAACAGCAUCACCUUCUCCAGCACUGACCCUCAGGACCGGAGAUGGACCAACUCCGACGGGACCACCUCCAAGAUCUUUGGUUUCGUGGCCAAGAAGCCGGGAAGCCCUUGGGAGAAUGUGUGCCACCUCUUCGCAGAGCUUGACCCGGAUCAGCCUGCAGGCGCCAUUGUCACCUUCAUCACCAAAGUUUUACUGGGCCAGAGGAAAUGAAGGAAGGCCACAAGCUCCAAGCCCACGUCGACACUGUGCCCCUCUCAGCACCACACAGCCCUCACUUCCCCUGGCCUGGACCCAGGAGACCCAGGAGCCGGCCUCUCCCCUAGGAAUGGGGAGCGGACACAUCGGCCUGGGACGCUGCUCUCCUUCCCCGCCCCCAGCCUGCUAAGCGAAGUGGAUGGGCCCAUGAGAUGACCUUGCAUGUGAGCAGAGGGCAGAGACGGUGUGAGGGUGAGGUGGUGGAGCCUGGAAGGGGUUAUCUGGACAGCCCCACCUGCAGGAGAGCAUCUGCGCUGGAGGGGGAGACAGGCCUUGCCUGCUCCACCAGCUGCAGGUCCCAGCACGGCAGGGAGAGGGGAGAGGUGUGGGGAGCAAGGCACUCCCUCCUUUGCCUCCCCUCUGAGCAGAGAGAUCAGAGUAGGAUCACAUGAAAAGGGGAAAGAAAAAAAAAAUGAGUCUAUUUUUGUCUAAUAAUAAAGAGUUUCUAUAAUGUUUAGUUAGAGUUGGACUCAUGCCUGUUUCCAGGAAGGACAAAGCCUCGGGUCUCCCAGGACCACACCUGUGUUUCUUAGGGGAUCCCAGGCCCAAGCCAUGUCUGUGGGACACACACGAUCCCUCUCCCUGGCCCCACAGCCCUUCGCCGCUCCCUCCUCCAGCCCUGUCCCCGGCUCAUGUACUGGGAAGGAUUCCCCUGUCCC
This is a messenger RNA of Budorcas taxicolor (takin), 5153 nucleotides long. RefSeq names its product tensin 2 (gene TNS2). NCBI's taxonomy places the organism in Eukaryota, Metazoa, Chordata, Mammalia, Artiodactyla, Bovidae. The record is from RefSeq and is a predicted model, not a curated record. Gene Ontology annotation, biological process: peptidyl-tyrosine dephosphorylation. Gene Ontology annotation, molecular function: protein tyrosine phosphatase activity; protein binding.